Messenger RNA from Rotaria sordida, 819 nucleotides. The record is from the annotation of a GenBank genome assembly. Lineage: Eukaryota; Metazoa; Rotifera; Eurotatoria; Philodinida; Philodinidae.
AUGAGUUUAACGGGAGGAUAUCAUAUAUCAAAAACAAAUGGAAAUAUGCCACAUGAUGAUCUUCUUAUACUUGAUUCUGGUUCAUCACAACAACAACAACAACAACAAUUUCAACCACAACGACCAUCACCACCAUUCUAUCUUUUAAGUCAUUAUCCACUUGAACAACCACCAACUGGUAGUACAAAUCUUAUUGUUCAUUGGGGUUUAAGUCGUGAUUUUGAUAAAUAUGUUAAACAACCAAUACCACCAUCAUUAAGUGAUUUUUUAACAGAUAUUCCAUUAGCUGAAACAGCACAUCAUAAAGCAGCUUCGUUUGCUGGUGAUGCACAUGGUGGUGUUGGUACAUUACGUUCAUUAUUUGCUGGUCCAAUUAUUUCAAAAGAAAUUCUACCACUUACUGAACAACAACUUAGUGCAUUCCGUUUACAUCGUGAACCAAUACUACCUGAUCUAUAUCAAAUAUAUACAAGUUCCCCUAAAGAACCACGUUCAGCACCAAUAGCAGAAACACUUCUUCCUCCACCAGUUACAAAUCCUAUACCUGGACCUUCACCACAAGUUCAACGUGUUAUUAAUGAACAAACAUCACGUGUAUCACCAGAUGUUAAACGAAAAGCACCAGCUGAUGCAACACCUGUUAUACAACAACAAACAACAACACCCGUUGCUGGCAUUCUUAAUCGAACAACAAGUACACCAACAUUAUCAACAAAUACAAAUUUACCAUCUAGUAGUGGGCAUUUAAAUGAUGAUCAAGAUGAAAUGAAUUUAUCCAAAAGAAAAACUAAAAAAACUAAAAAAGAAAAAAAAGUUUAA